Molecule: messenger RNA, 2857 nt
Organism: Drosophila bipectinata
Lineage: Eukaryota; Metazoa; Arthropoda; Insecta; Diptera; Drosophilidae
Gene: Tbc1d15-17
Product: TBC1 domain family member 15/17
Biological process (GO): activation of GTPase activity
Molecular function (GO): GTPase activator activity
Source: RefSeq, a predicted model, not a curated record
GAUUUUAUUUCCAGCUCUAAACCACAGAAAUAAAGCGUAAUAUUUUUUAAACUCGAAAUUUACAAAGCACCGGCGGCCAUGAACGAAUCGGUACGCUACGACCGGUGCCAGGUGGUCCAACUGGACGUCCUGGGCGAGUCGCAGGUGUCCUCUUCCGCGGAGGAGGAGCAGCCGGCCCAACCAAUCCAGCCCCAAGGAAUUGGCAACAACCUUUUCACCCACGACGGAGUCCUUCUGAAGAAGGCCAGUGCGGAGCACAUCUCGGACCUAAACACCAGUGGAGCCUUGAGCUUGGUGGAGUACUCCCUACCACGGAGAAAAUUGUUCCUCGAAUGGCAGCCAAACGAUUCAAUUAUAAUAGCUGACAAUAGUCAGGAUCAGGGCGACUGGGCGCUGGUGGACAGAAUUUCCGGCCGAACUCGAACAACCUCCGAAUGUCGAGCUUUCAAUACGAAACCCAUCGAACCUAGUGGCGCGGGUGCAGCUCGUGCCCGGAUAAUGCGCACCCCACUUGAAGAUUUGGCCACCGUGGAGGUUCGCCACCGCGGCCAGACAUUACGAUUUAUGCGUAAAGGAGCCGGAGGCCUUCACAGCGAGUUCUUCUUCCAGCACGGCAAUGCGGAUCGCUUCGUUCGCGCCAUGCGCGACCAGCACUUCAUUGAAAGUUUGGAAAGUAAUCGUGGCGGCGAAGAGUACACCUUCCUGACCAAUGAGAACCAGAAAUUGAAGAAGACGUUCGCCGAAUUGGAUAUUGGAGAGAUAAAGUCCAGCCCAUCCCCACGAGAAAGCUGGCUGCCCAACAAGCUGGCUGGAUUUCUGGGUAACAUACCAGACUAUGUACAACCGCCGUUUCAGCGAUCGCCCAAAUCCAGGCCGGGGGCUCUGAUAUCGGGGGACCGGCAAACUUCUCCGGAUAACUACCAAAUAAUUGGCCUAAGCGGCAGCACCAACAGCGCUUGCUCUUCCAAUGGCCAGAGUCGGGGUGGCAGCGCGGAUAAAUCUCCGGGGGAUAGCGAACUGGAGAACCUCAAUUCCCAGGACGAGAAAAUAGUUAACAACUUGCCCGAUCGGCAAAGAGUGGAGCGAGGUCUUCCUCUCACGGAAACGCAGUGGCUGGAGUUCCAAACGCCAGACGGCCGGAUCUCGGACAGUGCUCGCAUCAAGGAGUUAGUUUUUCGUGGUGGCAUCGUUCACAGCCUGCGGUCCGAGGUCUGGAAGUACCUGCUCAAUUACUACAAGUGGUCGGACACUGAUGUGGAGCGGAUCGACCGACGUAAGCAAAAGUCCAUCGAAUACUACAACAUGAAGGCCCAGUGGCUAGCCAUGACAACCGCCCAGGAGUCGAACUUUAGCGGAUACCGCGAGCGCAAGUGCCAAAUCGAAAAGGAUGUAAAGCGUACGGAUCGCUCGCUUCCGUUUUUUGCCGGAGAGGAUAAUCCGAAUAUCGCCCUGCUGCAGGGCAUCCUUAUGACGUACGUGAUGUACAACUUCGACCUUGGCUAUGUCCAGGGCAUGUCGGAUCUGUUGGCUCCGAUUUUGGAGGUCCAGGUAAACGAGGUGGAUGCCUUCUGGUGUUUCGUGGGCUUCAUGGAACUGGUGUUCACCAACUUCGACAUGGACCAAGCUGGAAUGAAGACACAGUUCGCCCAGAUACGUCGCUUGAUUGAGUUCGCCAAUGCUCCGCUGUUCAACUACAUGCGUUCCCACGACUCGGACAACAUGUACUUCUGUUUCCGAUGGCUCCUGGUCUGGUACAAGCGGGAGCUUAACAAUGACGAUGUUCUGAAGGUGUGGGAGUGCCUGUGGACCCGCCUUCCAUGCCCCAACUUCCACCUGCUGUUCUCGGUGGCCAUUCUAGACCAGGAGACCAGCAUCAUCAUCGAAAGCCAGUACGAAUUCACUGAGAUUUUGAAGCACGUAAACGAACUGUCUGGAAACAUAGACGUGCAGAAGACUCUGGAGAUUGCCGAGGCUAUUUACCUGCAACUUAAGGCUUCGGAAACGCUGCCAAACGAUAUACGCUCCAUUAUUGGAGAGCCACUACUACCAGCAGCUGCUGGCGAGGAAGUCGACGGUCUUAUGGAGAACGAGGAACAGGCCUACUCAGACGACGGCUUCGACGAGCUGGUGAAGGAGCUUACUCCCGAGGAAAAAAAACGCCAGCAAGCUCUUCUCGAAGAAGCCUGUGAGCAAUCGUUAUUCCUGCAGUUCCUCUAGAGUUUAUAUUCACAAGGAAUACUGGAGGAAAGCAAGCCAAAAGCCCUUAGCAAAGCAUGCGCAAACUACACUGCCCUUUAAGGAUUUUAUUCAUAACAAAAAAGGACAAUUGGAGAUUCUACCAGUAACAAUUUAAUAUCCUUUUCUGUUUAAAACAAAGGAAUGGCAACUAAAAGCAUUAAUCUUAUGUAAAACCUCUGAUUGUCCUUGUAAAAUAAUAUGGGCAGUGUUUUCUUAGACUCUAAGACUCAAAGUUUACUAACGCAUCGAUGCGAAGCGAGUUAAGUGCUUUAACUGCAGAUUUAUAUAUUGUAUAUUAUACAUAUUUGUACGUUUUUGUAUUUAUUGUAAGUUCUGUCAUACCCCAAAAGUACCCCAUUCCCGCAUAUCAACCCCAUUCAUAUUCCUUAUCAUACCAAAACAAAGUUUCCCAUUAAUUAGGAUUUAACACUAUCGAGCCCGUUCGUAAUUCGGAAUUUAAGGUAUAUCCCCUUUUUUUGGUUUUCUCAAAUUCCACACGCACAGCUCUUGUUGUCUUUUUCUAAGUUUACUCAAUUACUGUGAAUAUACAUCGAUAUACAAGUACAUUCAAAAUGCGUAGUAAAAAAUAUCUAAAUACAACAUCAGAAUGCACACGAAA